Messenger RNA from Pseudopodoces humilis (Tibetan ground-tit), 6030 nucleotides. Lineage: Eukaryota; Metazoa; Chordata; Aves; Passeriformes; Paridae. The record is from RefSeq and is a predicted model, not a curated record.
CGUUCGGCUUCCUCCCCCUGAGGAGGAGGAGGGAGCGGUGGGAGGAGGAGGAAGGCCCGGGCCCUGACUAAACCCUUUGGUUUUUGCAGGGAAGCGAAAGGGAAGGCGGGCAGCCGAGGAGAGACGGAGCUGAGGAGGGGCUGCUGUGCCACCUGCCCGCCGCCCACCAUGGUGAAGCUGGACAUCCACACGCUGGCCCAUCACCUGAAGCAGGAGCGGCUGUACGUGACCUCGGAGAAGCAGCUGAUCCAGAGGCUCAACGCCGACGUGCUGAAGACAGCGGAGCGGCUGUACCGCACGGCCUGGAUCUCCAAACAGCAGCGCAUCAACCUCGACAGGCUCAUCAUCACCAGUGCUGAAGCUUCUCCUGCUGAAUGUUGCCAGCACGCAAAAAUCUUGGAGGACACGCAGUUUGUGGAUGGAUACAAGCAGCUGGGAUUUCAGGAGACUGCUUACGGAGAAUUCCUGAACAGACUGAGAGAGAACCCCAGGCUUAUCGCAUCCUGCCUGGUUGCCGGAGAGAAGCUCAACCAGGACAACACCCAGAGCGUCAUUCACACAGUCUUCACCUCCAUUUAUGGCAACUGCAUCAUGCAGGAGGAUGAGAGUUACCUCCUGCAGGUGCUCCGGUACCUGAUUGAGUUUGAGCUGAAAGAGAGCGACAACCCCAGGCGGCUGCUGAGACGAGGCACCUGUGCCUUCAGCAUCUUGUUCAAGCUUUUCUCUGAAGGACUCUUCUCUGCAAAACUUUUUCUUACUGCAACCUUACAUGAGCCAAUCAUGCAACUUCUGGUUGAAGAUGAAGACCACCUGGAAACUGAUGCAAACAAGUUAAUUGAGAGAUUCUCCCCAGCACAGCAGGAAAAGUUAUUUGGAGAGAAAGGCACAGAGAAGUUCAAGCAGAGAGUCCAAGAGAUGGUUGACUCCAACGAGGCCAAGCUGGUGACCUUGGUCAACAAAUUCAUUGGCUAUCUCAAACAAAACACGUACUGUUUUCCUCACAGCCUGAGGUGGAUUGUGUCGCAGAUGUACAAAACACUGUCGUGUGUGGACAGGCUGGAGGUUGGGGAGGUCAGAGCCAUGUGCACAGAUCUCCUUCUGGCCUGUUUCAUCUGCCCUGCCAUCGUCAACCCAGAGCAGUAUGGCAUCAUUUCUGAUGCUCCUAUAAAUGAGGUGGCAAGAUUUAAUCUGAUGCAGGUUGGGAGACUUCUGCAGCAGCUGGCAAUGACAGGCUCUGAGGAGGGAGAUCCACGUACGAAGAGCAACCUUGCUAAAUUUGACAAAAGCUGUGUUGCUGCUUUCCUGGACGUGGUGAUCGACGGGCGCGCGGUCGAGACUCCGCCGAUGUCGGCUGUGAACCUGCUGGAGGGGCUGAGCCGCACUGUGGUGUACAUGACCUACAGCCAGCUCACUGCCCUGGUUGGCUUCAUGCGGAACGUGAUGUCAAGCGAUCAACUUAAGGAAGAUCGGAUGGCUUUGGAGAACUUGCUGGCAAAUCUACCCCAGAACAAACAAGGGAAGAGCAGCAGCCUUGAAAUGACUCCGUAUAACACCCCCCAGCUUUCUCCUGCAACUACUCCAGCUAACAAAAAAAAUCGACUGCCCAUAGCCACUCGAAGCAGAAGUAGAUCAAACAUGCUAAUGGACCAGCACGGAGAUCAUGAAGGCUCCUCCCAGGAGACUAUUCCAGAAGUUCAGCCAGAAGAAGUGCUGGUGAUUUCUUUGGGGACAGGGCCACAGAUUACUCCAGGAAUGAUGUCAGAAAACGAGGUGUUAAAUAUGCAGCUUGCAGAUGGCGGGCAAGGAGAUGUCCCCAUUGACGAGAACAAACUCCAUGGUAAACCUGAUAAAACCUUGCGCUUUUCCCUCUGCAGUGAUAAUCUGGAAGGAAUAUCUGAAGGUCCUUCCAAUCGGUCCAACUCUGUGUCCUCUCUGGAUCUGGAGGGGGAGUCUGUGUCGGAGCUGGGCGCGGGCCCCUCCGGCAGCAACGGCGUUGAGGCUCUGCAGCUGCUGGAGCACGAGCAAGCCACAACUCAGGAUAACCUGGAUGACAAGCUCCGUAAGUUUGAAAUCCGUGACAUGAUGGGUUUGACUGAUGACAGAGAUAUUUCAGAAACUGUGAGUGAAACCUGGAGCACAGAUGUCUUGGGAAGUGACUUUGACCCCAACAUCGACGAGGACCGGCUGCAGGAAAUCGCAGGUGCAGCUGCAGAGAACAUGCUAGGCAGCUUGCUGUGUUUGCCAGGUUCAGGAUCCGUGUUGCUUGAUCCCUGCACAGGUUCAACCAUAUCAGAAACCACAAGUGAGGCGUGGAGUGUGGAAGUAUUACCAAGUGAUUCAGAGGCUCCAGAUUUAAAACAGGAGGAAAGACUUCAAGAACUGGAGAGCUGCUCUGGGCUGGGAAGCACAUCUGAUGACACAGAUGUGAGGGAGGUCAGCUCUCGGCCCAGCACCCCCGGCCUGAGCGUGGUGUCAGGUAUUAGUGCAACAUCUGAAGACAUUCCUAACAAGAUUGAGGAUCUCAGGUCUGAAUGUAGCUCUGACUUUGGGGGAAAAGAUUCUGUAACAAGUCCUGACAUGGAUGAAACAGCCCAUGGAGCCAGUCAGUUGACAUCUCCUCCUUCUCAGACAGAUUCUUUGCUUGCAUUGUUUGACCCUCUGUCUUCAAAUGAGGGUGUGUCAGCUGUAGUAAGGCCUAAAGUGCACUAUGCAAGACCCUCUCACCCACCCCCAGACCCCCCCAUCCUGGAAGGAGCCGUGGGAGGCAACGAGGCCCGGUUGCCAAACUUUGGGUCUCACGCUUUGAUUCCAACGGACCUGGAAGCCUUCAAGCAGAGACAUUCCUACCCGGAGAGGCUGGUCCGCAGCAGGAGUUCAGACAUAGUGUCCUCAGCCCGGAGGCCUAUGAGUGAUCCUGGGUGGAACAGACGUGCUGGGAACGAGGAGAGGGAGCUGCCCAUGGCCUCCAGCAGCACUGGGGCAGCGGUGCUGGUGGCCACCUCUCAGUCGUCUUCUUCAUCUCCCAGCAAGGACUCCUCCAGGGGAGAGAUUGAGGAACGGAAAGACAGUGACGAUGAGAAGUCUGACAGGAACAAGCCCUGGUGGAGGAAACGUUUUGUGUCUGCCAUGCCCAAAGCUCCUAUUCCAUUUAGGAAGAAAGAAAAACAAGAAAAAGACAAAGACGACACGGUUCCUGACAGAUACGCAAUGCUUCAAGAUGAUCCCAGCCCAAGGCUCAGUGCACAGGCACAAGCUGCUGAGGACAUUCUGGACAAAUACAGGAAUGCAAUUAAGAGAACAAGUCCCAGCGAAGGAGCCAUAGUGAACUACGACAGUGCAGAGGCCAUUGGGGAUGGUGAGAGCAUGCAUGACUCCCCACGGGAUGAGGCUUUGCAGAACAUGUCUGCAGAUGACCUCCCAGACUCUGCAAGUCAAGUAGCACAGCCACAAGGUUCUGCUUUCUCCUACAGGGAUGCAAAGAAGAAAUUGAGAUUGGCUCUCUGUUCAGCAGAUUCUGUUGCCCUCCCAAUGCUGACACAUUCAACAAGGAAUGGUCUCCCAGACCACACAGACCCUGAAGAUAAUGAAAUUGUGUGCUUCUUGAAAGUUCAGCUGGCUGAAGCCAUCAACCUGCAGGACAAGAACCUGAUGGCACAGCUGCAGGAGACGAUGCGCUGCGUGAGCCGCUUCGACAACCGCACCUGCCGCAAGCUGCUGGCCUCCAUUGCAGAGGACUACAGGAAAAGAGCUCCAUAUAUCGCUUAUUUAACUCGCUGUCGCCAAGGCCUGCAGACAACACAGGCGCACCUGGAGAGGCUCUUACAGAGAGUCCUGCGAGAUAAAGAAGUGGCCAACAGAUACUUCACUACAGUCUGUGUGAGGUUACUGCUGGAGAGCAAGGAAAAGAAAAUAAGGGAGUUCAUUCAAGAUUUCCAGAAACUCACGGCAGCAGAUGAUAAAACAGCCCAAGUAGAGGAUUUUCUCCAGUUCCUGUAUGGGGCUAUGGCUCAGGAUGCCAUAUGGCAGAAUGCCAGUGAGGAGCAGCUCCAGGAUGCACAAUUAGCCAUAGAGCGCAGUGUGAUGAAUCGCAUUUUCAAACUCGCCUUCUACCCUAAUCAGGAUGGAGAUAUUUUGCGUGACCAGGUCCUUCACGAGCACAUACAGAGGUUAUCCAAAGUAGUAACUGCAAACCACAAGGCACUUCAGAUACCUGAGGUGUAUCUCCGGGAGGCACCGUGGCCAUCGGCACAGUCCGAGAUCCGCACAAUAAGCGCUUACAAAACGCCCCGGGACAAGGUGCAGUGUAUCCUGAGGAUGUGCUCCACCAUCAUGAACCUGCUCAGUCUGGCCAACGAGGAUUCUGUUCCUGGGGCAGAUGAUUUUGUUCCUGUUCUGGUCUUUGUCCUCAUAAAGGCAAACCCCCCUUGCCUGCUGUCCACUGUGCAGUACAUCAGCAGUUUCUAUGCCAACUGCUUGUCGGGAGAGGAGUCGUACUGGUGGAUGCAGUUCACGGCAGCCGUGGAAUUCAUCAAAACCAUCGAUGAUCGCAAGUAGCUCGCACAGCACAGGCAGCCUGUGGACAGGAGAGGAGUUUCUAAGAAUGUACAACAGCUAUAAAAGCUGAAGAAAAGACUUUCCUUGUAAAAUACUGUACAGAAUUGAGGCAUUUUAAAACACACCUUUACUAAUCUAAUUAAUUUAACAGGUUUUCCUCUUCUCUCUGGGUUGCGUUUUUCUCCCCUUUAGAUACUGGCACUGCAAAAGGGACCACAGUUUUCAGGUAUUUUGGAAUCUCAAAACAUUCAGAAAAUUCUUCAUGUUUUCUCCACCACCCCUCUUCCUGAAUUCUUAUGUGAAUAAUCCACUUCAUUUAAUUUCUAACAGAAAACUGAAAUGAGGAAUCAGGGCAGCCACAUAGUAAACUUUCUAGUUGAAUACACCUUUUAUUAAGAAAACACCAGCCACACUGAAAGUUUGUAGUAGGUGACAUCAAUUAUUGGUUAUAUUUCAUCUAAAUUUAAAAUCUGUGAGGACAGUGUAAAUAUUAUAUAAUUAUAUUUAAUGCAUUGCAAGUAUCUUUGGACUUACUAUCCUUUGAAUAAACAAGCAAAAGCCUCUCUGACCUCUAACAGGUUGUGAUGUACCAUGUUUUGGUGACACAAGGACUUCCUCAAAAGGCUAAGAUUUAAAAGGGCAAACUGAACUAUUUAUUAAGAUGUAAUUAAGAUUACUGAAAUUUCUAAAACUGGAAUUUAUAACAAGGCUUAUUAGCUAGCUGAACACUUCUUGGCUAGGGCAUUAGGGUGUUACAGAGGUUUGGAUAUAUAGAGGAGAGGGACUGUAAGUUACAAUAGAGAAGUCUAAUAUAAAAAGGAGAAAUAAAAUACCUUACUGUAAUAUUUUUUCUGAGCUAUUGUGUAUACUGUACAAACCCCAAACAGAGAUCCUUAACAGAACCUUGGGCUGUAAUAUAUAUUUUGAUUAGUGACAUUAAAUACAUAUGCCAGGGGGUUCAGUGAAUGUUUUUACUAAAUGUUCUUCGUGUUGUCUGCUAUGCAGCAGUGCAAGUUUUACUGUUCAUAAAAAAUAUUUUAAAAUAAUAUAACACUGUUCUUUAUGAAACAUAUCAUGACAUCAGUUCAGGGUGUUUUAUAGAUUUCUCACCCCACCUUCCCCUUAAACUGACAGUUAUCAAUUUGAAGAGGUUUUUAUGCACAACACCACAUGGGUUUUUCAUGAGUGAAGUGGUCUGGGGCAUGGCCAGUGGGUGUUGGCUGUAUAUAACCACUUGCUGCUCUUUUUCAGCUUCAAUACAGUGAAAAAGGACAGCGAGCAUUGAACUUUUUCAUGUCAGUAUUAUUUCUUGCUCUUUCCAGAGUGUUCAUUGCACUUCUGACAUAGGGAUGUGGUAAGACUUGGAGUCUGUGAGUAGUAAAGAAAACAAAAUCUUUCUCACAUUCUUUUCAAAACACAAUUGGUUCAUUCUGUGUGUGUGUGUGCAUUUUGAUGAUUAAAACCUGUAAGAAACUA